GGAAGCGAGCGAUUGCGAUUCGUGUCUGAACGUGCUGAGUCUACUGUCAACGUAGGCAGGCAAGCGCCUGAUAUCCUCCUUACUAGCUAAGGUCAUAUCGAUCUAAGCUUUUCGAAGAACAUGACCGGCCUUCUCUUCGUGACGGCACACGACGCUGACUAUAAACACAUCAAUCGCAUCUUGCUCAAUCUGCGUGAUUGGCAAUAUGGGGCGGCUGAUCAGUUUUAUCUCGUCCCAGCUCGGGUAAACCUGGAUCCUCCACUUAGAAAUCCCAAUCAAGCGACAGGCACAGAGCCACCAGUGCCGUUUUUGAAGUACGAUGCCUGAGCCGGCGCAACCGCUGCUGAAGUGGAAGCCUUUCUUCUCGACCAAACGCAAAACAGCCCAACUCGAGCUCUCGCUAUGGACCUUUACAUUCUGUCAACGAGAAAGGAAUGAACGAUUCAACCUGCAUCUUGGGCCAGCAGAAGAAUGAAGGUGUCGAUGGCAAUUGCAAGGCCAGCGUUACCUUUGGACGAACCAGACUUCCGUAUGUUGAGGCGUAUUCGAUGUGGUGCAAUCUCGACAUCGCCAACAUGGAUUUCGAAGACUUCAUCGUCUACGAAGGUGAGCUUGACGAAGAUGGAUAUUUAACUUAUACCAGCCCUGGUGCUGCUGACGUGGAUGGGGCAAGCAGCGGGAGAAGAACGAGACGCUGGAGAGGUUCGGACGUGAAGGCAAGAUCGGAUGUGUAUUGUAUGCGACCAUCCCUCGUUCCUUUAGCCUUAAGUAGUUUAUAUAGUCGUUGACAAUCUCACGGACUCAAUAGCUCCAACAUCACUGGCGAAGGUACUUCCAUAUAUACCUAGUCAGCUUCAUCAAUGUUUGCCCGCCAUUGGUGAA
Baudoinia panamericana UAMH 10762 is the source of this 882-nucleotide messenger RNA. RefSeq lists its product as uncharacterized. The transcript has 2 exons. NCBI's taxonomy places the organism in Eukaryota, Fungi, Ascomycota, Dothideomycetes, Mycosphaerellales, Teratosphaeriaceae. The record is from RefSeq and is a predicted model, not a curated record. The coding region runs from base 435 to 788 and encodes 117 amino acids.